AUGCUCACACUACGCGACACUGCUACUACUGCCCUUUCAUCUGCUUCUUACUGCGAACACUACCGACCUUCCUCUCAUCUAGUACACAGCGAAGCGACAAUGACUUCACUCAGUAAUAUCUCAAUUCCAACAUCUCACUCUGAUAGUGUGUCAAGAUCGCAACUCACAUCGGUACGACGAAAGCGGCAUUCCUUGGGACCGGCCUCGCAAGACACAAAAGCCCCACGCACACAAGCAACCAAAGUCUGUUCGUUAAAAUCACAGCCUUUACUAGAUGUAAAAGAAUUACAAGUGACAAACACAGUUCAUAGUGGAAGAAAGACUUCGAUAAGCUUAAAUCUCUUUAAGCCAUCCCUAACGGACUCGGAGUCGCAGUCUCCGGCGUUCAUGAUAACAGACAGCAAACCAAUCUCUGCAACAGCAAAUCAAUCAUUUUCGCCCAGUUCAAAUCAUUCAUCAGAUUAUUUCUCGAAUACCACUCAGACAUGUGAUUCCGAUACGGAUUUCUUCGAAAAUGACGACGAAGAGGAUGACAUCAAAGACGACGAUUUCGCCCUUUUCACCAUGUCAGGUUCACCAGCAGCUGUUCCUCUGACUCCUUUCGCAAAUCAAGUAGGCGGUCAUACCUCAUUCUUGCGAUUCUCCCGACGCGCCGUGUGUAAGCCAUUAGCAAGACGCGAGAAUCAGUUCUACGAGAUAUUAGAAAUGCAACAUCCUGAACUAUUGUCGUUUGUUCCUAAAUACUUGGGCGUACUGAAUGUAACUUACCGUGAAGAGGAAGGUGUUGGAAGCAUGCCUGAAGUAUCGCUAGAGCGUAACAAACACUUAUUGCCAAAAUGGUUUCUCAAAAAAGUAGAGAGAAACAACAUUAGUGAUAACUUUUCCAAAGUUCAUAAAGAUACUCAUGAAAAAUAUCUUUCUUCUACCCUGCAUGGUUCUACCAGAGUUAAUAAGAAACUUCAACAACAAGUUCUCCAAGAAGUUUUCUCUCCUCGUGCUCUUCGUGCCCGUAUGCAACAAAGCCAAGCGGUAAAUAACCAAUCAUCUGUCUUUCGCCGACAUUCAAUGACCAGUCUAUCUACUCUAAAGCCGCUCGAAAGUUCCAAGCCGGGAAUGUCGCGUAGUUAUACAGAAAGUGGUGCCACAGAAGACAAUGAAAAGAUAGUGAGGCGUUCGUCAUCAUCGCCUGGAAGUGCCAUAGAGGACGUUAUGGGUGUAGAUGAAAACUUGGAUGAUGGCAUAGACGAUGACAUGUGUGAUGAAAAGAGUGGGAUCGAUAUACCGGAUAGUGGGAAAACUCAAGGAAGAUUGUCUAUCGUGGAUAAUGAGCAACCCGAUUCCGAAGAAUAUUCUACCGCUUUCAAAAGUAGUCCUACCUUGUCGGAGACUCAAAGCGUCUUCGAUAUGGGGGAAGAUAGUCCACGUUUUUUGAGUUCUUUAUCACCAUCACAGUCUUCUCCCACUCGUCAUACACCAGCAAGUACAUUGACACCUUCGUCUUUUCCCGAGAUUUCUUUUUCCUCUUCCAGUCCUCCUGCAUCGUCUUCAUCUUCACCAUGGGCGAAAACAAAUAACCCUUGGUCAUUACAUUGUUAUACUGCGCAAUUAAGCAAGUUGCAAGGUAAUAAUGCAGAUAAACAAAAUACGCAGCAGUUUAUUUUGCUUGAAGAUUUGACCGAAGGAUUACAAUAUCCAUGUGUCUUGGACUUGAAGAUGGGAACUAGGCAGCAUGGGGUCGACGUCUCGCCGGAAAAGCGGAUCAGUCAGAUGCAGAAGUGCGCUAAGACUACGAGCGCUACGUUGGGAGUUAGGAUCUGUGGUAUGCAGGUCUACAAAACAACCACUCAUGAAUUCGAAUUUCAAGAUAAAUACUACGGUCGCACAUUGAAGCCUGAAACGUUCGUUAUGGCUUUGGCAAACUUUCUGCACAACGGUGAACACAUACUUACCCACCAUAUUCCAACCAUCGUUCGCAAACUCCGGUGUCUUGCAAAAAUCAUACGUUCUCUCGAUAAUUAUCGCUUCUACGCAAGCAGUCUUCUCCUCAUCUAUGACGGCAAUGAAGCCAAUUCAUCCGAGAUCGAUAUCAAAAUCAUAGAUUUUGCUCACUGCACUACUGGAAACGAUCAUCGACCCGAGGAGGUGCGAUAUCCACCCACACACAAAGGAUUUGAUAUUGGAUACUUAGUUGGAUUGAAGAAUCUAUGUAGAAGUUUCGAGAUUAUAUUUAAAGAUGCCACUGGGGAGUCGUUAGGAGACAUUGGGGAGGCUGAAGGUGAUGUAUUUAAGGGAAUUAUGACGCCAAGUGAAGAGGCUCUUGGCGGAAUCCGGUUGGAGAGGAAAGCGUCACUCGAGUGA
Messenger RNA from Paraglomus occultum, 2358 nucleotides. NCBI's taxonomy places the organism in Eukaryota, Fungi, Glomeromycota, Glomeromycetes, Paraglomerales, Paraglomeraceae. The record is from the annotation of a GenBank genome assembly.